UGUCUUUGCAUCGCAUAACUGGAAGCGGGCCGGCAAAGACAAGAUGUUAUGACUCGAUGCAUCCAAUGACCAAAGUUCUUGCUUUGUAUAUCCAUGGUUUAUAGCCCGACAAACCUGGGAAGAACUUAGAACCAGCAGAUGUCUUACCAAGUUGCCACUUCCGACUGGGUACGAGGCUUGUAAAGGUCCAAUAUUUGUCUUACUCUUAUCUCCGAUCAGUCAAAAUUCUUAUCCAUCUCCCAGCCAUAUGCUUUAUGUUCCCCGGCCUAUACUUAUAUAGUUUGUCCUUGUUCUUCUAGCACAUCCAUAGCUGCAUAGGUUGAUCCCCUCUUCAAUCCACUCACAGUGACCUCCAACCCUAUCCCUCUGCAUAAACGUCUAAUAUGACUCUUCCAUCUUAUUUGAAGUGGUCUGCGACAGCAGUUGCACUCGUGGCACAGCUGUGCACUGCGCAAACCUAUACUACCUGUAACCCUCUAGAGAAGACCUGUUCCGCAGAUGCUGGCCUGGCAAACUCUACCUUAUAUACUGACUUCACCUCGGGUCUGUCAGCGUUCAAGUACUGGAACACUACGGCGGGCACAGUGAGCAGCACGUCACUGGGUGCUGAGUUUUCUAUCAAGGAGCAGGGCGAUGCUCCCACCAUACAGAGCGAUUUCUACAUCUUCUUCGGCUAUGUAGAAAUGAAGAUGAGGGCCGCCAAUGGCACCGGCAUUGUCAGCACACUAGUGGUAGAAUCUGACGACCUGGACGAGAUUGAUUGGGAACAAGUUAGUACCUUUGAUAGCCAAAUUCAAACCAACUACUUCGGCAAGGGCAAUACCACUUCGUACGAUCGCGCUACCACAGUGACAGUCUCUACGCCUGAAGAGACGUUCCACACCUACGCGAUCAAUUGGACCUCAAGCAAAAUCGAAUGGCUCGUCGAUGGAAGCGUUGUCCGAACCCUUAAAUACGCCGAUGCUCUCGACGGCGAAAACUUCCCCCAGACCCCUUCCCGGAUCAAGAUCGGUAUCUGGGCUGGCGGUGACCCCGACAACGAGGAGGGUACCAUUGAAUGGGCCGGUGGGGAGACUGACUACGAUGACAGUCCCUUUACCAUGUAUGUGGAGUCUAUCAAAGUUAUCAACUACAACCCUGCCAAGUCCUAUACCUACACCGACAAGACUGGCUCCUACACCAGCAUCAAGGCAUCGAACGUGUCGACUGCUUCGAACUCGACAACAUCUACGACCUCUCUGUUCCAUACGAACACCAUGUCGUCAAGCAAUAGCUCGUCCUCGUCCUCUGGUGCAAGUGCCGCCGCAUCUAGCACUGCAUUCAGUGGUGCUUCCACGUUCUCAAUAUCUUACAUCGGCUCUGUAUUCGUGGUUGCGCUUGCAACUAUGGCUACUGGCAUGCUCCGUAUUUAAGCGAUGUAUAAUAGGAGGGGCCUUUUGUGUCCCUAUCUAAUCAUUAUGAAGCCAACUCCUUUACUCUCCUUUUCA
Messenger RNA from Aspergillus caelatus, 1487 nucleotides. Its product is annotated as glycoside hydrolase family 16 protein. Bases 384 to 1412 code for a protein of 342 amino acids. Gene Ontology annotation, cellular component: fungal-type cell wall. Gene Ontology annotation, molecular function: hydrolase activity, hydrolyzing O-glycosyl compounds; glycosyltransferase activity. The record is from RefSeq and is a predicted model, not a curated record. Lineage: Eukaryota; Fungi; Ascomycota; Eurotiomycetes; Eurotiales; Aspergillaceae. The transcript has 3 exons. Gene Ontology annotation, biological process: carbohydrate metabolic process; fungal-type cell wall organization.